AUGGAGGUGCCCCUUCGCUGGGGUCUGGUGACCUUUGAGGAUGUGUCUGUGGAUUUCUCGGAGGAGGAGUGGGCCCUGCUGAAUCCGGGCCAAAGGGCUCUGCACAGGGAAGUCACGGAGGAGAAUUACGGGAACCUGGCCUCUCUCGGACUUGUGGUUGCCUUCACUGAUUUCCCCUCCUGGCUAGAAGGAGAAGAUCCGUUUGGGCAGGACUCUCAGCAAGGAGCGAGAGCAGCAGGUGACGAGUCCUGGCUCAACACAGACAAUGAAAUUUGUGCCAUGAAGCCAGGCAGCAUGUUCCAACAGGAGUCUGCUGCUUAUUUCCAUUCCCUCACUCCAAACUCCAGUUAUUAUGGGCUGCACAUGCCAAUAGGAACCAUGGCUGAAGGAGCUGCUUCAGGUCUGGCCAGAGUCUUUGGCCACCAAACCGGACGUGAGGGAAGGGAGCACAAGAAAAAACAACAGAACAGAAGAAAAAUCAAAGUAAAGCAAAAGCAGCUGAAGAAAUGCAUUUUAUUGAAUGGAGCCAAUAUCGAUGUAAUUGGUCUUACUGGCCAUGAGAGUAUCCAUACAGGGGAGAAACAAUAUAAAUGUUCAGAAUGUGGAAAGGACUUUAAUUAUAGAACACGACUCACUUCCCAUCAGAGAAUCCACACAGGGGAGAAGCCAUAUGAAUGCUCUGAAUGCGGAAAGUGCUUCAGAGUCAGCAAAUACUUAGUUUUACAUAAAAGAAUCCACACUGGAGAGAAACCCUAUAAAUGCUCAGAAUGUGGAAAGACUUUCACAAACAACUCAGACCUUGUUUCCCAUCAGAAAAUCCACACAGGAGAAAAACCAUAUACAUGUUCAAUAUGUGGAAAGAGCAUCAGUCGGAAAAGAUUCCUGGCUUCCCAUCAAAGGAUCCACACAGGGGAGAAGCCAUAUAAAUGUUCUGCAUGUGGAAAGUGUUUUACACAGAGCUCAGCUUUUGCUUACCAUCAAAGAACACAUACCGGAGAGAAACCAUAUAAAUGCUUAGAAUGUGGAAAGGCUUUCACGAGCAGCUCAGAACUUUCUAUCCAUCAAAGAAACCACACAGGAGAGAAACCAUAUAAAUGCUCAGAAUGUGGAAAGUGUUUCAGGCAGAUCUCAGCCCUUGCUGUCCAUCGAAGAAUCCAUACUGGAGAGAAACCACAUAAAUGCUCAGAAUGUGGAAAGGGCUUCAGAGUCAACUCAUUACUAGUUGUACAUGAAAGACUCCACACUGGGGAGUCUGUGUGUGGAAAGAGCUUCAGACAGAGCACCAACUUGGCAUCCCACCUAGCUAUCCACGCAGGAGACAACCCAUUUAAAUGCCCAGAAUGUGGAAAGGCUUUCACAAGCAGCUCGUCCCUUGCUUACCAUAAAAGAACCCAUACCGGAGAGAAACCAUAUAAAUGCUUUCAAUGUGGAAAGAGCUUUACUAUAAGUUCAGUCCUUUCUUCCCAUCAAAGAAUCCAUACAAGUGAAAAACCACAUAUAUGCUCAAAAUGUGGAAAGGCUUUCACAGUGUUGUCAGCCCUUAUUUACCAUCAAAGAAUCCAUACUGGAGAGAAACCAUAUAAAUGCUUUGAAUGUGGAAAGAGAUUCACAGUUAAGCAAUUACUAGUUUCCCAUCAAAAAUUCCACACAAGUGAGAAACCAUAUCACUGUUCUGAGUGUGGAAAAAACUUCAGUUCAGAAAAAAACCUAGCUUCCCAUCAAAGCAUCCACACAGGGGAGAAGCCAUAUAGUUGUUCUGAGUGUGGAAAGAACUUCAGAGAGCAAAGAUACCUGACUUACCAUCAAAGGAUCCAUACAGGGGAGAAACCAUAUAGAUGUUCUGAAUGUGGAAAGAGCUUCAGAGUCAGCAAAUCUCUACUAUUACAUAAAAGAAUCCACACUGGGGAGAAACCAUAUAACUGUUCAGAAUGUGGAAAGUGUUUUAGGCAGAGCUCAGCCCUUGCUAUCCAUCGAAGAAUCCAUACUGGAGAGAAGCCAUAUAAAUGCUCAGAGUGUGGAACAAGCUUCAGUAGCAGUACAGGUCUUACUUCCCAUCAAAGAAUCCACACAGGAGAGAAACCAUAUAAAUGCCCAGAAUGUGGCAAGUGUUGCAGGCAGAGCUCAACCCUUGCUAUCCAUCGAAGAAUCCAUACUGGAGAGAAGCCAUAUAAAUGCUCAGAGUGUGGAACAAGUUUCAGUAGCAGUACAAGUCUUACUUCACAUCAAAGAAUCCACACAGGAGAGAAACCAUAUAAAUGCCCAGAAUGUGGCAAGUGUUUUAGGCAGAGCUCAACCCUUGCUAUCCAUCGAAGAAUCCAUACUGGAGAGAAGCCAUAUAGAUGCUCAGAGUGUGGAACAAGUUUCAGUGGCAGUACAAGUCUUACUUCACAUCAAAGAAUCCACACAGGAGAGAAACCACAUAAAUGCCAAGAAUGCGGAAAGAGUUUUAGGACAAGUAAAAAUCUUAAGUCCCAUCAAAGAAUGCACACAGGAUAG
Messenger RNA from Eublepharis macularius, 2496 nucleotides. RefSeq names its product zinc finger protein 420-like. The coding region runs from base 1 to 2496 and encodes 831 amino acids. Gene Ontology annotation, biological process: regulation of DNA-templated transcription. Lineage: Eukaryota; Metazoa; Chordata; Lepidosauria; Squamata; Eublepharidae. The transcript is spliced from 5 exons. The record is from RefSeq and is a predicted model, not a curated record. Gene Ontology annotation, molecular function: RNA polymerase II cis-regulatory region sequence-specific DNA binding; DNA-binding transcription factor activity, RNA polymerase II-specific.